Molecule: messenger RNA, 3168 nt
Organism: Trachemys scripta elegans
Lineage: Eukaryota; Metazoa; Chordata; Testudines; Emydidae
Gene: DYNLRB2
Product: dynein light chain roadblock-type 2
Exons: 4
Coding region: 116-406 (96 amino acids)
Biological process (GO): microtubule-based movement
Cellular component (GO): cytoplasm; centrosome; cytoplasmic dynein complex
Molecular function (GO): dynein intermediate chain binding
Source: RefSeq, a predicted model, not a curated record
CCGCAGCUCCCGCACUUCCGCUCCCAGCAGCGCUUCCGGCCCUGCCCCCAUAGCAACCGUUGCGAGGAGGAAGUCCAGGUCUCACGCUGGUGACUCCUCCUGCGCGUCCCUGGCCAUGGCAGAAGUAGAGGAAACACUAAAGAGGAUUCAGGCACACAAAGGGGUUAUUGGAACUAUUGUUGUAAAUGCAGAAGGAAUUCCAAUCAGAACAACCCUCGAUAACUCUACAACAGUACAAUAUGCAGGUCUUCUUCAUCAGCUCACAAUGAAAGCGAGGAGCACAGUGAGAGAUAUAGAUCCUCAGAAUGAUCUAACCUUUCUUCGGAUCAGAUCAAAGAAACAUGAAAUCAUGGUAGCCCCAGAUAAGGAGUAUCUUCUAAUUGUUAUUCAGAACCCAUGUGAAUAGACUUGCCGCAACAAUAUUUUUAGAGACACCAAUGCAGCUGUACUUUUUAAAGUAAUAAUCCUUUAUUGAUAUUUAUUUUCAAACAUACCACUAAGUUCUUACAUAAUGUAUGUAACUUGUCAUUGCUGAAACUUUUCCAAGCUAAUAUUCUCAGUUGUUGCUGUACUUUAACUUAUGCUUGAGCAAAACAAACAUUGUAUGUGUAGAUAAAUACUCAGAAGAGCAACAAUAGAACAAAAUAUUUAAAAAACUUUUGUUAAUGGAUUUUCUGGCUAAUUCUUGUAACUAAAAAAUUCUCUUUACAUCACAAGUUUAGAUGUUUUUUUUUUUAAGCAGCAAUCACAUUUCAUGGAAAUUAGUAACUUGUGUAUGUACUUGUAACUGUACCCAUAUAAACUCAAGAAUACAGGGUUAAAUAGGUUACUAAUCUCAGUUCCAUUGAGGUAAAAAGGACUGUGUUCUGUCUCUGUAAUUUCUGCAUUUUGAUCAUUCUAAAGAAAUAAUUUUACUUCCACCUUAUGCUAUCUUAAGUGCCCUUCAAUUUCUAAUGAACAAAUGAAUCACAACAGCUUCAGUUAAAUAUUUUAAAGCUAAUGCUGAAGAAAGGUCUAGAUGAAGAGAAUGGCCCUUCCACCUUGAAUUAAUGCAAAACUGUUAUUAAUUUGUGUUUACUGGCAAUUCAAAAUAGUGCCUCUAAGUAAACUCAUCAGAACUCUUGAUAAAACACUCAAAUGUGUCCACCUUCAGAUCCAGCAUGUACUGAAUACAGCGAGCCAUUUCUUCCAGCAUAUUUUGCAACACUGCCACAGAUCUUGCAGUUCUCUCCAAAAUUGGAAACCUGUUCAGACCAUUGUUUUAAAUCAGACACUUAAAGUGUAUGUAGAUUUUCACGUUACUAAUGAUUCUUUAAUUUUAAAGUUGAAACUUUUCCAGCAUCACUAGGUCAAGAACAGUUUUUUUUAAUGCUGAUAUUUCAUCAUAGGGCAGGGGGUGGGAACAGUCUGGAAAUUGGGAGAAGAAAAAAUAAGUGGUAGGAAGUCUGGCUAAAGAGACCCAGGGAGAAAAUGAAUCCAGUUGCUUGGGAAUAAUAGAAGCCAAAGGGGUGGUUAUUGAUGGUACAGCCACAGUAUCAUACCUGCUUGCUGGGUGACAGUUGAAAAUAUGAAUGGCUGUCAUGAAAAGGACCAUUACAUGGAAAUAAAUAUAGCAAAUCAAUAUCUUUACAUAUUGAAGUAAAAUAAAGCAGAGCAUAUGUUUGAACAUUAGUAAUGUAUUCUGUGCUGUACAAGAAAACACUCCCUACUUCCUAUAGUCUUUCAUCUAAAUUAUUAACUCUAAAUUAUUUAAAAUGACAACAGUUCAUUAGUGAAUGUUGGCAAAUAUAGCCAUACUGUACCAAAACUAAGUUUUCCAUUUAUCAACUUCCCUAGUUCUGCGGUACUAAUGCUUCUUAACAGCAAACCAGUCAUUGUCAAAUGUCUAACUUUUAUUCUAUAAAAAAAAAAAUACUUUGGCAUUUUGUGGGAUAUCCUGUGUAACAAGUCAAAGUCAGUGUGUCUGGCUUUCCUUUCACUCUAGUUAGCAUCUGGACUAAUUCUACUAAAAUUGACAGUCACAGCAGUGUUGAAGGGAGGAGAUUUAGCCCCAUUCUUCUUAUUUGUCUAUUUUAGAUUAAUUUUCUUUUUUGUUCACAAAUAACUAAAUUAAUAUCCAAUAUAUUGUUUUUGCAUUAUAUUACUCCAGCAAAAUGCUGAAGUUAGUCCUUACUGUGUAAUAUUUUCUAACUUGUCAAAAAUAUCAUACAUGGCAUCACCUCUUAACAACUUCCAGCGCCAUGAAAAAUGUCCUUCAGUCAGACACGGCAGUACUCUCGUGCAUAGAGAAAAGCUUUGUACAUGGCAAUAUUUGUUCUUCACUUUUUUUAAUCUUUCUUUUGUGUGGGUAAAUUUCUUUUCCAGACUUUAAUCUGAUAUUAUUGAAGCAACUGAUGAUCACUUUGGUUUGGGUCCCAAUUUAUCAAAGCACUUGAAGGGGUUAAGUUCAUCCCUAUUCAAUAGUGUAUUUAAGUUCAAAGUUACAUUUAAGCAUGGAUUUAAGGCCAGUUGAAAUUAGACUUAAGCCCAUGUUCAAAAGUAAGCACAGACUUAAUUGCCAAAAAGGGGCUUCAAUGUACAGAAAUGGCCUAUAAGUCAGUAUAUGCAAUCUUCAAAUGUCCAAAUAAUGCCCACAAAUUCAUUCCCAUCACAACUCAUGUUAGAAGCCCUGGGAGUCAUGGCUGCAGAUCUGAGGGCAAAGUCUUGUCUCCUGUUGGCUGUGUAACCAGUGACAAUUGCAGUGAAACUGCAGGCUGAGUUCUGUUCCUUAGUGUACUGUAGAGUCUUUACCAAGGCUCCUUACAAGCUGUGCAAGUAUAUGCAGUAUUAGCAACAACCUCAUUACAGAAGAUAAAUAUAUAAUGAAAUAUCCUGCCAUUUGUAUUUCUAUUAGAAAAGCUACUGGAUAGCUGUGGUUUUUCAACAGACAAAGGUAAAAAUUGUGUGAGUAUCCAUAAUCUCAAUGGAAUCUGCUGUCAGUAGAUUCAUCUGAACAAAGGUGGGCAGUAAUAGAAAGAAAAGCAGAAUCAAAGAAUGAGAAAGUAAUUUUAAAAUUACAGUAUGAAACUACACCUCUACCCCGAUAUAAUGCGGUCGUGGGGAGCCAAAAAUCCCUACCGUGUUAUAGAUGAAAUGCCAUUAUAUGGGGAUAGCGAUGGCAGGGCUCCA